AUGAACCCGAAACCCAGUUCAUGGAGGAAAAAAAUGUUACCCGACUCUUUUUUCAAGGAGCCAGAUUCUGGAUCUCACUCCCGACAGUCGAGCACUGAUUCGGGCAGCCACCCGCCCAGACUCACCGUACAACAUGUACGGUCACAUUCCUCGCCCGCGACCUUACAGCUUGGAUUGGGAGCCAACCCAACUCCAAGCCCGGUACAUCACUCGCACAUCCGCCACCAGUCUUUCGAUGUUGCCGAAGAGUUGCCCCAUGGAUGGGAGAUGGCCUACACGUCCAACGGACAGAAGUACUUUCUCAAGUAAGUUUGUAUUUAUUUAUUAUUCUACAGAAAACACACAAAUGUAAAAGUCCCCAGUCCUUCCAAAAAAUCCAUAAUCCUUAAAGCACCACAGAUCUGAAGUUCAUUCAGUGUAAGACUCACUUCAGAUGACAUUGGUUGAUCUCAAAUGAUAGACUUAGAAAGUGGGCUGUGAAAAAAUCAGUGCAAAUUGAGCAUAAACCCCAACAGUCAUAGCUUUGCUCUUUUGCACCCCAGUAUCUCUAUUUGCACAUAAUCUCUUGCACAUCUAGCAUUCCAGUGUUAAUACUAAUUGUCAUUAUUUUGCACUAUAGCCUAUUUAUUGCCUUACCUCCAUAACUUGCUACAUUUGCACACACUGUAUAUAUAUUUUCUAUUGUGUUAUUGACUGUACGUUUUGUUUACCCCAUAUGUAACUCUGUGUUGUUGUUUUUAUCGCACUGCUAUGCUUUAUCUUGGCCAGGUCGCAGUUGUAAAUGAGAACUUGUUCUCAACUGGCUUACCUGGUUAAAUAAAGGUAAAAUAAAAAAAAUAAACUGUGCUGAAGGAUUGGCCCCUUUGAACACCUGUGUGGCAAGUGAGAAAGAAGACAUUAUUUUUGUCUUUGUUUGGCGCUGUCAGCUAAAACCUUAUAAUGCCAUCCCCUUAUUCACACAGGUCUGACCUAAUACGUAAUGGCCUGUAGGUAGCAUCAAGUCCUUUGUGUGAGCCGUACCUGUCUGUGCUUGCAGGGACCCCCUAGAGCGCUAUGUCAAACUUUUCACGCAGGCUGCACGCUUUUGUUUUAAGUAGAUUCAUCUAAUUCCCAGAAUUGUUCUAUGUUUUGUGCUAGGCCAUAUAAUAACACGAAAGAGCAGCUGCCCCUAAUACACUCGAUGGAAAGUUUUCCCAUUCAGUAAGGGACCUAUCUCCACGGGCAACGUGAUAACAGACCACCUCUAGUCUAGUGUGUUGUGCAACAGCAGUGAAGUUAUCUUUGGUUUUGUUCUCUGAGCCCCAGCCGGUUAAACCACAAUGGCUGUAUCUUCUGUUUCUAAUACUCACCCAUGCACAGGGACAAGGCACCAUAACAGCAGAUAGAUGCCUUUCACACUGAGGUGUCACGCUGACCUUUCACCUCUCACCUCAGCACAUGCCCACAGUGUACUGAAAGGAAGUGUGUGUGUGUGUGUGUGUGUGACUGAAAAUAUCAGUGUUUGAAUCAAUGAAGAGGCUCUGUUCUGUCAGCUGUUUCAAACACACACCUACCUGUGAUCACCUUGAUAAGAAAGUGAUGAGCUUAUCAGUGCUGCUGGCUCAUAUCUCUCCAUCUCUCCUACUGGAGACACCGUCAGUCUCAAUGCUAAUGAGUGUUGCGACUCUAGACUCUGAAGAGUGAGACGGCCAGGCAGACCCAUUCUUCCCUGGCCCAGGGGUCACCAUGGCUACCUGAUUCAAGGCAGAACUUUGGUGUGUGUGGUAGGGUUCAGCUCAGCAGGGUGUCCUCUAAAGGGGCAGUAAUUAUAGAAGGUGUGAGAAAACACACCCUGAUUUACUCUCCAUUCAGCCUCAGGGCAGCAGAGGCCUCUCUGCUAAAACAUACACAUUCACUUCACACACCCUUUUUUUCACACACUGACCCUCAAUCUUGUUCCCUGAUUACUCAACAGUGCAGUACCAACAGUCCGAUGCCCAUUGUCUCCAAGAGUAAUCAGUACCAGUUUAACAUUAGCUUAAAGGGAUACUUAACAUUAGCUUAAAGGGAUACUUAACAUUAGCUUAAAGGGAUACUUAACAUUAGCUUAAAGGGAUACUUAACAUUGCCAAAAUCCCCAAGUAUCCCUUUAAGCUAAUGAGGCCUUUUAUCUACAUCACCAGGGUCUGAUGGACUAGUACAGGGGAAGGCAACCCCGGUCCUGGAGCGCCGCAGGGACUUCAUGGUUUUGAUUUAACCGACCUGGAAGACCAGGUGUUUUAAAUUACGCAAUCACUGAACUGAUCAAUUAGCUCAGGUUUGUCAGGUGUGGUGCCUAGUUGGAACAGUAAUCCUGCAGUACCUGGGGCACUCCAGGAACAGAGGUUGCAUACCCCAGAACUAGUGGAUACCAUUUUUAUGUCUGUGUCCAGUAUGAAGAAAAUUGGAGGUAGUUUCGCAAGCCAAUGCUAACUAGCUUUAGCGUAAUGACGAAGUCUAUGGGUAUCUACUAGCAUGCUAAACGCCAACUGACCAGGCAAAACCAUGAAUGACAAUGCCAUCAGAGGAUGUGUUCCCAGGAAAACAGGCAGCCAUUGGGCUGAAAAGUAAACGCACAGAGAUGAUGACGGAAGCAGGGAGGCGUGGCCUGACCGACCCUCACGAGAACUAACGAUGUCAGGAGAACUACCACACAACAGAGGGUGCACUGAUCAGGAGGUCCGGCUGUUCAUGAGUUAGAUCACUUCCCAGAGGAGAGGUGGGGGUUGCAUGCGGUGAUUCUGUAAUGGGAGGAAAAACAGAGCGAGGGGAGGAGGUUGGACAAGUGGGAGGAAGAUUGGUGAGAACAACAGGGAGAAAGAGAAGGGUGUGAGAAUGUAGAGAGAGAGAGAGAGAGAGGGGGGAGGCAGGGAAAGAUGUAUGACCAUAAUUGAUGACCAUAUUAGAGACACAUAUUUCCCUCAGAUUACACAGAUCCACAAAGAAUUUGAAAACAAACCCAAUUUUGAUAAACUCCCAUAUCUAUUGGGUGAAAUACCACAGUGUGCCAUCACAGCAGCAAGAUUUGUGACCUGUUGCCACAAGAGAAGGGCAACCAGUGACGAACAAACACCAUUGUAAAUACAACCUAUAUUUAUGUUUAUUUAUUUUCCCUUUUGUACUUUAACUAUUUAUACAUAAUAUGGCAUUUGAAAUGUCUUUAUUCUUUUGGAACUUUUGUGAGUGUAAUGUUUACUGUUAAUAUUUAUUGUUUAUUUCACUUUUGUUUAUUAUCUACCUCACUUGCUUUGGCAAUGUAAACAUAUGUUUCCCAUGCCAAUAAAGACCUUAAAUUGAAUUGAAUUGAAAGAGAGAGGGGGAGGCAGGGAGAGGGGGAGGCAGGGAAAGAGGGAGGGGGGAGGCAAGGAGAGGGGGAGGCAGCGAGAGGGGGAGGCAGGGAAAGAAGGAGCGGCUGUGUUUUUUGGGAGCUGUGGAGAGGGGGAGGUGAGGGAGGGAACGCCUGCAGUCUAACCCCAGGCUCCAGGAGGUGUCUCCUCUCUCUCGUUCCCAGCCGGGGGUGUGAACAUGCCCGAUCCUGCAGAGGUUUUCACAGUUGGCUCUGUCACCAGCAACAAAGCUGGGAGCCCCGGCCCCACCGCACCCUGCAAUUAACCAGGCAGGAAAACAAAGUCUGCCUGGCUGGCCCGGAGCUGCUGGAUCGGCAAGUUUCACUCUGAGCUCUUUGUUAAGGAGGCCACUGCUGCUCCAUCAUGACUCCUGUCCUGUCUGCCUUUAAAACUCUUUGAGGCAUGAUUUUUUUUUCAGAACUUUUUUUCCAGUGUUCUUUUCCGGAAUUUUACUUUACAUUAGAAUGCCCCCCAAAAGGAUUGGGAUACAAUGUGUGUAAUCCUCAAAUGAAAAAUAAUAGGGUUAAAGCCUUUAUGGUUUAGAGUCCUGCCAUUUGGCUCUGCAGGAAAUCCUGCACAAUGACAGUAUUCCCCCGGUCAUAGGUCACACAUCCUUACUGUCUUGUGCUUCUCUCACAUCCACCCGCUGUGUGUUUCCACAAGACAAUUAUUUAAUCUAUUAUACCCCCCCCCCCCCUCCCCCCCACCCGCACACUCGUGAAUACAAUGCGUGUCACAACGGCUGACACAAUUUCAUUUAGUGCUUAGUACAAUUGACAGUGAAUAGGCCUAAAUGACAGCACAGUCCAGUUUUAAUCCAGUCAGGAUGUGGUAACUGUAAAACGAAUGCAUUGUGUCACCCACUCAACCUCUCCUAGUUUUCCCAUUUCUCUCAGUUGAAACGUGUCCAAACCCUUCCCAAUGCUCCCAUCUUCACUACCACUGUAACAGGAGCCUGUCCCCAUUGACUGACUCCCUUCACAGACAUCCACUCACAGACACCUUCAACCCCAGUGUUCCAGUCCAACUGUUCAAGGUUCCACUUCCUAACCCUGCGUCCCCAAGCUGGACUGAGGAGGAGCUGCCUAGCUGGCUUGAUAUAGCGGUGCGUUGGGUGGGUUUACAGUAGAGGAACUUACAGUAAAGUGAGUGAGUACCUGUCUGUGUGAUAGAAUGACAGUGCGAGCGAUAGAAAGAGUUCAUAGAGAGAGAGCGAUGGUGUAGAUGAUAGUGGUAAUAGAGAGAGGGAGAUCAGCGUGUGUGGCUUUGUCCUCCCUGGACUCUGGACUAGAGGAGAGGUGAUUUGAUGCUGAGAGAAGAGCAGAAGCCAUUCAGCGUUUUAGCCAACCAAUCCCUGGCUCUCUCUCUCUCUGCUGGGUUGAGUUAGUACAGGGGUUGGGGUUGGGACCGAGAUUUGGACAGUCUUUCCUGGUACACUGAGGCAGAGGUGAAAGUCAAGACAGGAAAGAAUGGUGAUAAACGAUGAGACUUUGGCCGGGGUUCAAUCUGAUUGGCCCCUUUUCGGGCUAUGCAUUGUUACUACGGUCACGAAGAUCGCAUUCAAAGUCAAUGCUGCAGAUGUCAGCUCAAUCGGACUUUCCGCGGCCCUUAUUGAAUCCUGGCUUUUAUCUUGAAUUCUAGGUCCUGGGGCCCUUUUUUAUGUAUAGACAUGGACCCCAGCAUGUCUGCUGUCCAAUUUAUGCCAUGGUUCUGAGCCUAGAGUAGGGCUUUCAUCUGGUCUGCAUACUCAAGGCUGUGUGUGUGUGUGUGUGUGUGUGUGUGUGUGUGUGUGUGUGCCUGCAUCCUACACAAAGCUGUCUCACUGCAUACAUACCAGGGUGUCUGCUUUACUAGGAAACUCCUCAACGUUUGGAUGGUUUUUGUUCUUACAAAAAAAAAAAAUUGGGAAUAAGGGUAGUCUGUAAUUAAGCCUGAGUUUGACAUUUAAUGAUAGGUACAGUCUCUUCAAAGGGCUUCAAACAGAAGCGCAUUCAUCUGCCAUAGAUCUGUGCAUAAAUCUGUUGUAUGUUGAAUUCAUUGGUAGUGUUCGUAUGUAAUGCAUAACUAAUAUCAGCCGUGUUGUUGUGAUUGGUUUGACCUAUCAGCAACCAGAGUCUGUAUCCUGUAGUGCUGCCUGUAUUAGUGUUCUGCCUUCUUAAAGGUGCACUAUGCAGAAAUAGCUCCGCGAUUUCCUUGUUGCUAAAAUUCUAUUAGGUCGCCUAAUUUCAGUUUGUGACAAAACAAACAAGUAUAUUUUAGAGAAUCAUUGUACCAUCUAAAACGCUGUGAAAUAUAUUUUCCAUAACCAAAAAUAUUGUAUUUUCAGCUGUUUGAAGCUGGUGUACAAAACCGAAAGUAAAAGAAGCAAAAGUAAAACUUAAGAACGGGAAGCAUAGAAAUAACACACAUAGAACAGAUCUACCUCUUCUUAGACUGGCUUUCAAUGAGAAUGACGGAUCUAUAACUCAUAUUUCAAUGUGAUUUUGGUCAGGUUGCCCAAAAAGUUAUAUAUUGCAGCUUUAAGGUUCCGGUCUGAGAAGUGUGUGUGUGUGUGUGUGUUUUAUUAUACACACAAGCAUGCGUGGACAGACCCACAGAAACAGACUCUGGCAUGCGUGGACAGACCCACAGAAACAGACUCUGGCAUGCGUGGACAGACCCACAGAAACAGACUCUGGCAUGCGUGGACAGACCCACAGAAACAGACUCUGGCAUGCGUGGACAGACCCACAGAAACAGACUCUGGCAUGCGUGGACAGACCCACAGAAACAGACUCUGGCAUGCGUGGACAGACCCACAGAAACAGACUCUGGCAUGCGUGGACAGACCCACAGAAACAGACUCUGGCAUGCGUGGACAGACCCACAGAAACAGACUCUGGCAUGCGUGGACAGACCCACAGAAACAGACUCUGGCAUGCGUGGACAGACCCACAGAAACAGACUCUGGCAUGCGUGGACAGACCCACAGAAACAGACUCCGAGCCACUGCUUGGAUUAGACCAACCAGCUCAUUAA
This is a messenger RNA of Coregonus sp. 'balchen', 6383 nucleotides long. NCBI's taxonomy places the organism in Eukaryota, Metazoa, Chordata, Actinopteri, Salmoniformes, Salmonidae. The record is from the annotation of a GenBank genome assembly.